Anopheles aquasalis is the source of this 5588-nucleotide messenger RNA. It is a transcript of the gene FAM21, whose product is annotated as Family with sequence similarity 21. The record is from RefSeq and is a predicted model, not a curated record. NCBI's taxonomy places the organism in Eukaryota, Metazoa, Arthropoda, Insecta, Diptera, Culicidae.
UGUACUUUUGGUGUACCUUUUAAAAUCGCUCGUAAAACCACGUAAAAUCGCUGUAAAAAGGGCGAAAUUCUUACCAUUUCUGCUCCACUCCAUGCACUAGACCAACAAACUGCACUCUGGUCGUGGAUCCCGUUGGAAUGGGCCUCACACCAGAGGAUCUUCGGCAGCGCAUUCCCAACUGGUCGCUCGAAUCGGAUGGGCAGCUACUGCAGUACAUGGUCUCAAUCGCUAAGAAUCUCGAGGACAAAUGCAGCAACACACGGGAUAGCCUCAGUGGUCUCAUGGUGCAGGUGGACCAGACUGAGCUGAAGCUGGCGCAUACCCUCAAUCAGCUGUCCGCCGUCGAGCAGGUGAAAUUCGUCGAGAAUCGCGUCGAGGAGGACGACGAAAGUUUCUACGGAUUGAGGCGUCGUAAGCAGGCAGAAGAAGAGAAGGAAAAGGCUCAAGCCAAAGCGGAACAACAGGACUCUACCGUGGACGACAUGAUCCAGGCGGCCGUCGAACGAUCGAUCGAAGGAAUGUACAAAUGUUAUGAGAAAGUGAGCCUCCAUCUGGGCAGUGACUCUAGUAGUGACGACGACGAGGACGACGAUGACGACUACGAUGGUAGAAACGGUAGCGGUGCUAUGCCGUUAGUGAUCGAAGGUGGCGGUGUCGUCGGUAGCGGUAAACCAACGAUCAUGCGAGCGGUGCCGCGAUUCAGCUUCAUUGAACGGCCUCUGCCACACGUGAUCGGUUCAAAAGAGUGGCAAAGUAAGUGGCACGUCGGGCUAAUUGAUUCAGACGAUGAAUCGAGCUCCGAUCGCAAGGAGGAAUACUCGGAGUCAUCGAGCGACACGGACGGAAUGUUUCCGUCCCAGCCAAACAGCAAAAACCAAACACCGUCGGAAUCGGAAAGCUCCAUCUGGGGCACAGACCCCCGAAAGCGGACCUACUCGAUCGAUCACCCUGGUGACGACGCAUCGUCCGUGUACUCAUACGCUAGCUCUUCCAAACCGCGCACUUUGUUUCCUGCGGUGCAACCGAUUGGUCACGGGCUUAGUGGAGGCCUGAAACCUCCCAGUCUCUUUCCCGAGGAACCACCGGACGAAAUGGAACCAAAUGGUCCGACGACAGCUGAUCGAUUCGACAAGGGACUGUUUGAUGCGUCACCGGAAGAGAUCGUUACGCCAAUUGCUCAGCCGAGAGUAAAACCCGCAACGACCGGAGAUUCUUUUUUCCGUGGUACAUCUCAACCAACACGGAAAAUGGUCAAUCUGUUCGACGACGAACCACCACCAGUUUUCGAGGAGCAACCGAGUGGAAAGAGAGAAUCCGAAACUGGCCGCGGAACCAUCAAUCUUUUCAUCGAUAGCGAAGACGAAGCUGAUGUAAUGAAUAACGUUCGCAACAACAACGACUCCCUGCCAACUGAGCCAACCGUAGCACCAAGCAACGCACCUCGGUUUCCGCCAAAAACAAAUCCACGAUCGAUGACGAAGGUGGUGGAUGAGCUGAAUAACAAUUUCCGGAAGCAACAAGUGCAGCCGGCAGUUCGGGAACACCCUAAACCAGCCAACAGCGUUCCGGGGAAUGGGCAGGACACUUCACGCGUCCAAACCGAACCAAACGUUCCGAAACAAUCCGACCAGCUACCGUCUACGGUUGUACGAGCGGUACAACCACCGGACCCUGACGCGCGAACAGUGAAACAAGUGACCAAAAAAUCCGUUGUGAACCUCUUUGACGACGACGACGAAAAUGGUGAUGAUGAUGAUGGUAUCGUUGUAGGAAGAAGUGAACUACCACCGAUCCCUCCGAUCGCUGCUCGCUUUGCCACUCCCCACAAUCGCAGUCCGGCAAAGAAAAAAUCCAUUUUCGAUGAUUCCGACGAAUCGGAUACGGAUGAUGCCUUGCUGUUCGGUCGCACGAGUAGAACAGCGAUGCCAGCGCCGGCACCCCUUUCGAUAGCGCAGCCUACUACUGCGGAAGUGUCCAAAAGUGCGGACAAAAAGAAGGUCAAAUCCAUCUUCAGUGAUAGUUCAGAGGAGGAGAACGAAGCCGAUGAUGCACUGUUCGGUAAUGCCGCCAGUAUCGUGAAGAACAAACUGGAGGCCCUCCGGCAGAAGGUGGACACACCGUCGGAAGUGAGCAAACCAAACAAUGAACCGGCAAAGAAAAGUAGUAAAUCCAUCUUUGAAGACGAAGCAUCGUCUGGUGAUGAUGGUCUGUUUGGAAUCCAAGCGAAACCUGAAAUGAAGCCAUCGCACUCUUCAGCGGCUGUUACCGAUGGACCGACGAAGAGCGCACCUAAAGCCCGAGUGUCCCUGUUCGAUGAUCAACCUCCUUCAGACGAUGAAAAUGAUGAUACACUGUUUGGUGGUGGCAGAAGCAGUAUUGGUGGCAUUACGGCGCAGCUCAAUAACAAAAUGCCUGUUAGUGAACCUAAACCAGAGCCAGAUCCGCCACAGAUUGUUGAGGAUCCUGUUCCGGUGAACUCUGCAUCGAAGGCUACCGAUGAUACGACGACUGUUGGCGUUCGAUCCGAGAUUCCUGCAACUGGGAAGACUAGCAUAAGGAGUGCAAUUAUGAAAAAAUCAAUCUUUCACUCCGAUACAGAGAGCGAACAAGGGGACGAUGCUGAUGGCCUCUUUACUGGCCAAACUAAUGAUGGCAAUGGGGAACUGCAAAGUGCAGCCGAGGUGUCGGAGGCCGGGAAUGCAUCGAACGAUGCUAAUGCAGAAAACGUUCAAACAAGUAGCGUAGCGUCAGAAUCUUCGAACGUUGAUCAACCAAGGAAGGAAGAUGUAACAUCCAUUUCCGCGACAACUGAGUCUAUGGAAGGAGAAGCAAAUUUAUUCGUCACAAGCAACCCCGUGGCACAGAAUGAUCAGAAAGAGAACGACAAAAAACCACACCCCGAACCGAUGGAAGAUCAAAUGAUUGAUCCAAUUGCGGUCUCUAGAAAAUACGUUUCGGAUGAAUCAUCAGUGGCAGGCAGUUCAAAGGACGAGGGGCAACAGCUAGAGACUCCGCCAAUUGAAGAUAAACCCGUUAGUGCAUCUCAAAAGCCAGAUAAUUCUCCAUUCAAUGAUCCUCCAUUGAUGCCUGAAUCUAACGUUGAGACAAACCUUGUUAGUGAUGAAAGCAACGUUCCACAGAUUGCGAAUGACAUUGAUUACCUGUUGCACACGAAUGCGAUUCCUGGUGUAGCAGAUGAGCCAAGGACACCAGCACCGCUAGCGGAAGCUGCCAAGUCUGAACCGAAAAGUGCCUUAAACUUUAGCCCAAUCGGUCUCUUUGAUGACGUGCCACCACCGGACGAUAUGGACGGGCUGGAUUCUGACGAAGGACCACCACAACUAACCUCAUCCGCUCGGAACAACGAUUUGUCACUGCCCACGGACGAUAGCGCCUCCUCUCCGCACGUGUACGACGAACCGCAGUCGUUAGGUUUCCCACCGAAGGAGUCCACAGCUGGCAGCCAUCGGUACCUGUUCGACGAUGAGCCACCGCCGGACGAUGUGGAUAACUACAGAAGUGUGGACGUGUCGAUGAUGAUACCUGGUGUUAGCCCGUUUGAUAAAAGAAUCGUUUCAAUCGACAAGUCCGUGUCAUUACCACCGUUUCCUACUAACGAAGAUUCCAACGCGAGCAACCGUCCGAAGAAGGUCGGCAACAAGCUCAACACAAAACUGGUUAUUAAUGUGGCCGCCCUUUUACCCGGAGCCCGGCGGCCACAACCACCGGCAACGAGCGGUAGCUCAACGGAAGCAACAACCGAAGUGUUAGAUGAUGAUCAACCAAAGGUGAAAGCAGCAGCAUCAGUGGCAGCAGGUUCUGCGCUGAAGCGCGAACCGAUUGAUGAUAAACUUCUAGUGAGCUUAAACAAGGACCGGGCACGUAUACCGACAAAACGAAAGCCUCCUUCUCGGCGGGUCCUUCGAGGCAAUACAAAUGGGUUGACCGACGAUCAACCGGCUGACAACGGUACCGAGGAUCGGCGGAUAGUCGUCGGAUCUGAACAGAAAAUUGAACAUAUCGAAGCAGUCUAUCCUGUCACGCCAGAGCCGGUGCUGGAUCCAGCAAAAGAUCGUUUAAGAGCGAGUGCACGUACCACUGGUGUAGCAAGACCGCCAGUGGCUGUAGGAACAGACACGCCGGUGAACAAAGUUGUAAACCCACAGCAGAAGGUACUUCCUUCACAAACUUCAAAGUCUAUAUUUGGUGAUAGUGAUAACGAUGAGAACGAUGCCGGCGACGAUCUGUUUAGUAAGCUUCCCACAAAGGUGGCCCCGUUGGCGGUAGCAUCGAAGUCUCGGCAGCCCUCGCAGGCGGUAACCAGCGGUGGUGCCAAAGUUCACAGCAUCUUUGGUAGUGAUGAUGAGGACGACGAUGUUGCAGGCAGCGAGCAGGAUCUGUUCGGCGUCAGCAAAGUCGCAAAGCCUAGCAACAGUAAUAAAGGUGGCACGGCCGCAGCUUCGUCCAUCGUCGGGCAGCUGAAGUCGGCCGCGCUACAGAAGACCACCAAAGGAACGACAAGUAGCUUGUUUGGGAAUGACGAUGACGCUGACGAUGAUGACGAUCUUUUCGGUAGCAAACCAAAAACAAUAGUUCCGAAGCCAUCGAGCGAGCGACGUACAACAACUGAGCGAAGCAAACUACUCACCGGCGACGCUGUUACCCGAUCGACAGCGAAAGCAACACCAACGCCAGUAGUAAAUGAUCCUUUGGCUGAUUUGCUGGACUCGUAAGAUGCCGCCUCGGUCAGUACAUGCCGCAGGGACGCCUUUGGAUUCGUCAGCGAUAAGAUAGCGAUAGCAGUAGGCGCACACCUUUGCCUGUGGUGCCACAUACUGAAAGGACUCAUAAGCGUGCUUCCUUAUAUAUCAGAUAAGCGAGUUAAAAAUGGUGCAAAAUUGGACCAAUCGGAUCGCUAGAUCCUCGCGAACCGGCUGGAUAAAUUGAAAACAAAAGAACCAAAACUGAAACAUAGGCAUACCGCUGCUGGGGAUCGAUAUUACCGUCGUCGUUAUCGUGCCCGUCUCUGUAUGCUCUAGUCACAAUGCUAUGAUUAUAAUUUUGAUCCAAAUUCUCUUAUCAUCAACGUUCUUAGCUAAGUUGUAUGCGUACCCAGCCCAGGAACAACCGAGAUAUCCCUAAAAGGGCGGUUUCAUUUCUCCAUUCGCUUGCGAUCAUUUAACAUUCCACUGGUUUCAGUUCUACAUAUACGCUACUUUUAAGAAACAUUCAAUAAUCCUGGCCAUCAUGAAUGGCCUAUUUGUUGCGAUUUUGAGUAUUCUGCUUGCAUGCCUGCGUUUUCCGCCGUUAGAUCUGGGUGUUAUUAGCCACGAUUUGCUAUUAUUGUUCUCUAUAACCGAUCAAACGUUUGCUUUACGUGUAACAUUCCCAUUCUUUUGUUUCCUUCGCUGUAACUGUUUAUUCUCCCCAAGGGUGACGACCUAUGAGCCGGUGCAAGAAAGAUACUUUUCAGAAUUCGACGCUAUCAUUCAGGCGAAUUAUUGUUUAAAUAGAUAAAUGUUAGAAAAUGGUUGAGAAUUGUUAAUGUGUGCGGAGAUGUGGAACAAAAUAAAAUGGAUUAAUACAUA